Messenger RNA from Bursaphelenchus okinawaensis, 1661 nucleotides. The record is from the annotation of a GenBank genome assembly. Lineage: Eukaryota; Metazoa; Nematoda; Chromadorea; Rhabditida; Aphelenchoididae.
AUGAAAUCUGUAGAAGAACAAGUCGAGUUUUUAAAACAAAGAUUCAGUCGUAUUUUACUGGGGAAGGCAGAGUAUACAGCCCCAGGGCCAACCGUUAAAGGCUGUAAUAAAGAAGCUUCUAUUCUGAUAUUACUCAAGUGGAAAGGUAAAAUGCGAUAUACAGUAAAGUAAAUUAUAAAACAAACUUUUUUAAAUAUAAUUAAGCCUUUUUAUCUUUUUAAGUUUAAACUUUUAUUUUAAAAAAUUGGUAUUUAAAAAUAAUUAUUAGGUUGUUCAAAUAAGUAUGAGCCCUUUUCAAAGCAAAUUUUGAGAGGUUGGCGGCUCAGAAUUAUUUGAACAAUCUACUAAUCAAACCUACAACAGGGUAAUUCAAUUUUUCAUAAGCUCAUUGUACGUAAAAAAAUUAUUGCUUUUAGUAUAAUAUGUUACUGUAUAGUAAAGGAAAGUUAUUACCUUUUCAGACAAUGAUUGGCAUGUGUUCCUGACAUUACGUUCCGAACAGAUGAGAUCGCACGCUGGUGAGGUUUGUUUUGCUGGUGGUCAACGAGAAGAUCGAGACAAAACAUACGUGGAGACCGCGUUGAGGGAGGCUCAUGAGGUAAUAGCCAUGAAAAAGUUGUUUAUAGGAAAUCCGAGAAAAUCAGGAUCAAAAAAUUAUGUUUUGAAUUUCCCGCUAAAUUGGCAUUGUGUUUCAAGCUUAUAACUUUGUCAUUUGUUGACUUUUAAUCAUUUUUCUUUGAUAUACUGGUACAAAACCUUUAAAUAGACCUACGUUUCCGAAAUUGUAAAUGUAGCUUGUCCGGAACAUCCAAAAAAGUACUUGCAACACAAUGCCAAAUUUGCUAAAUUGGCGGGAACUUUAAACAGGGGACCUGAAGUACUUUCUUUGUAAAUUUCGGCUAUUUUCAGUUAAAUUCUCACAUUUAAAACACAAUUUUUCUCCUUUUCAGGAAGCCGGCGUACCAUCAGAGAACCUGCAAGUAGUCGGAGCUUUGUGCCAUUUCAUAACGAGGUUUGGCAUCCAAGUACAUCCUGUAGUAGCUGUGCUGAAAGAAGAGUUUACUCCCGUAUUAAACGAAGAGGUUUCACGAUGUUUUUGGAUGCCAUUUAGCACGUUUCUGUCUUCAGAACAUCACACAUCGUUACACUUCCCUGAAGUCAAUUUGAGAUCUCAUAAGAUUAGUGUGAGUCAAAGUUUUAAAGCUAUAUAUACUUAUAACAGGCCGUUGUGUAUAUAGGUUUUUGUCUUCAUCAGUAACAUAUUUUUCACUUUAUAGUCAGGAGCUACUGUGAUAGUUUUGAGAAUAUGUUAUAGUAAUUACUAUUAGGUCGUUCAUUUAAUUCUGAGCCUUUCUUAAAGCAAAUUUUUGGUGUCUAGAGGCACAGAAUUAUUUGAAUAACCUAGUGAUAUAAUACAACUUUUUCAAACUAUAACAAUGCCAUUUCAGUACAAAGACGAGUAUGUAUUUGGAUUUACAUCGUAUGUAGCCAUUGUCGCCGCUGUAACCAUUUAUGAUAGAUAUCCAGAGUUUGAGGUGUUCUCAAUGGAUACUACCAAGGCUCCAGCUGAUAGUGUAGCAGAUCAGUUUGUGGAAUAUAACACUUUACCUCGGUUAAUGAAGCUGUCCGAGUACAAUAAUGUCACCAAGAGCAAAAUUUAA